Thunnus maccoyii (southern bluefin tuna) is the source of this 2456-nucleotide messenger RNA. RefSeq names its product interferon-induced protein 44-like. The record is from RefSeq and is a predicted model, not a curated record. The transcript has 8 exons. Gene Ontology annotation, molecular function: GTP binding. The coding region runs from base 122 to 1537 and encodes 471 amino acids. NCBI's taxonomy places the organism in Eukaryota, Metazoa, Chordata, Actinopteri, Scombriformes, Scombridae.
GCCCUGGGACACAAACAGGUUUCACUUCUGUUUGAACCUCGACGAAGAAACACACAACUGAACAACAUCAGCAACCACCAACCAUCAUCUACUGCACAUCUACUAUAGGACAGUCUCCAUCAUGUCAGUGGUCACAUCCAGCCUGACUGAAGAUCAGCAGAAGAAGCUGCUGUCUCUCUUUGGUCAUGUCAGACUUCACCUGCUCUACAAAGCCAGUGUUCAUUGCUUCACUGCUGCUGCUUUUCACAGCCGCUGUGACAAACAGGGUCCCACUGUCAUUGUUGCUUACAAUGCUGCUGGGUUUGUCCUCGGAGCCUACACCUCGAAGGACUACACUCAGAGCGGAGAGGGCGUCAAGGACGACGGUGCUUUCCUCUACAGCAUCAGUGCGGGGGUAAACAAGCCUCUGAGGGUGGCGAUAAUCACCGGCCAGUGUGCUUUCACAGAUGUACCAACUGGUCCAAAUUUUGGUGCCUUAGUGUUCCUGCAUGAGGACAAACCUGAGUUCCAGUGCAAUCCGGGGACAGGCUUUAACUUUGAAGCUGCAGCGAUGCAUGGAGGAAACUUGGCACUGACUGAGUUUGAGGUGUAUCGAGUUGAAGGUUUGGGAGAUCUCUUGGCCAAACCCUGGAGGAACGUCCAAUGGACUGCUGAGAGAAAGCACCAGUUAAUGAAGGCCAUUAAGAACUAUAAGCCUGACAUAAAAACAGUGCAACAAGCCCGGGUGUUGUUGGUGGGCCCUGUUGGAGCUGGGAAGUCUAGCUUUUUCAACUCCAUCAACUCAGCGUUUCGAGGCAAUAUGACUUCCCAGGCCAUCGCUGGUACAGCAGGGAAGAGUGUGACCACUCAGUUCCGUACCUAUACUAUCAAGGCAGGGAAAGGCGGUGCAGCAGUUCCUCUGAUCCUGUGCGACACAAUGGGGCUGGAGGAAAACGCUGAUGCUGGUUUGGACAUUGACGACUUAGUCAACAUCUACAAGGGUCACAUAAAGGAUCGCUACCAGUUUAGCACUGCCACGCCUCUCACAGAGAACGCUCCCGGCUUCAAGAAGGAUGCAACUCUGAAAGACAUGAUUCAUUGUGUGGUUUACAUGGUCGACACCUGCAAGGUCUCUCUUCUUACCAAACAAAUGCUGGACAAGUUUGCUGCCAUCCGGAAAAAGACCAACCUCCUGGGCAUUCCUCAGAUACUCCUGAUGACCAAAGUAGAUGAAGCCUGUCCGCUCGUGGCAGAAGACUUGCAGAAUGUUUAUCGUAGUGCUUACAUACAGAGGAAGGCCCGUGAGUUGAGUGAGUCUCUGGGCAUCCCCUUGUCCUAUGUGCUGCCGGUGAAGAACUACAGUGAGGAGCUGGAACUGGACCUGAACACCGACAUACUGCUGUUUUCUGCUGUGGAGCAGAUGCUCAACUACGCAGACAGCUUCUUCGAGAACCAGGUCAUUGAGGAUCAGGAAGUGAAUGAUCAGCUGGAGCUCUACAGAUCCAGUGAUCAUCUCCAGCCAGUCUUACAAAAGCAUUGUGAACAUCAGGCUGUCUGAAAGAUAGACAUCACAUGUUAAAUGAAAUGCAUGGCUGUGCAAAAAUGUAUCAAUUUUUAUGUAGAUGUUUUUAUUUGCUGCAGCUUAGUCAUUUGACAACAAACAGGAUCAAAUAACGUGAAUUAUGCUGGAUUUACUUAAAGGGACAAUUCACCUAAAUAAUGUCCUGGUGACUGAUACUCCAUAAUCUUUAUGCUUUUUAGAUUCUUUUUCUACAGCAGAAUGUUAUUUUUCAAUGCUUUGAGGGAAAAGCUGAGUUCAUAUGAUAUGGUUGAAGUCUCCAGAACAGCCAGUAAUUGGACAGAGAAAGAUUAUUUUGUCAGCUGCUGUUUCCAAAGUUCAGAAUGCAACUCAACUCUUAAACCAACAUGGAUGAGAGGUCUUCAAAUGUCCAUGGUUUCCAUGACAACUGGGCAAAUUACUGUUGAUAAAAUUGAUGUGAUUUGACUGAAAGCUCCAGAAAAGCUAAUAAACUGCCCUUGAGUUGAGAUUGUUUUGACAAUGUGAAGCAGAAGUCUUGAAAUAUCAGCAAACACUUUUUUGGUGUAAUUUGAGUGAACUGACGAUUUAAACCACUUCAGCUGUUGUGUUUUUACUAAUUUUUUUUUGCCAGGUACAGGCUUAGGCUUUUUUGUUUGUUUGUUUGUUUGUUUUUUCAUAUUAUCGCUGGUUUAAUUUUUAAUUAACUUUUAUCACGAUUGCCUGGUAAUUCUGAUAUUCUUGAACAUGUAUGGCUGAUUUGUAUUUUUGAUUUCAGACUCUUUUGACUUUCAGUUUAACAAUUGUGAGAAGAUUAUACAGACUUUUCUUUCUCUCAGUCAGCCACUAGAUGUCAGUCAUAAUUUCAAAAUCACUUGGAUUCAGUUAUGGAAACUCUGGGAUAUUAUGGAAAAAUCAAAGUCGCACGACUGCAUUUCAU